This is a messenger RNA of Hydra vulgaris (swiftwater hydra), 1446 nucleotides long. RefSeq lists its product as uncharacterized. The record is from RefSeq and is a predicted model, not a curated record. Gene Ontology annotation, molecular function: ATPase activator activity. Gene Ontology annotation, cellular component: membrane. Gene Ontology annotation, biological process: membrane organization. Lineage: Eukaryota; Metazoa; Cnidaria; Hydrozoa; Anthoathecata; Hydridae.
AUUUAAGCCUGAACAGUUCUUAAGAAAGCACUGAGGAAAGUGGAAUUCUACAAGGUUAUUUAUUCUAUAACAUGUUUGAAGACAAAAGUGAUACAAAAAAACAUUUAAAUGAUGAUAACGAGGAAGAAGAAACAGUUGACAACAAAAAGAAAAAAAAUUUAAAAGAUAACAUGUUUGAAGACAAAAGUGAUACAAAAAAACAUUUAAAUGAUGAUAACGAGGAAGAAGAAACAGUUGACAACAAAAAGAAAAAAAAUUUAAAAGAUAACAUGUUUGAAGACAAAAGUGAUACAAAAAAACAUUUAAAUGAUGAUAACGAGGAAGAAGAAACAGUUGACAACAAAAAGAAAAAAAAUUUAAAAGAUAACAGUAUUGAGAAGACUACUAAUGAUUGCAAAAAUGAUCCAUCAAAUUCCGAAAGAACUACAAAUUACGUGAUCUUUUCACUUUUUAGUAUUUGCGUAGUAUUAAUAGCCAUUUUUUUCUAUAAACCAACAGUGAUUCCUCAAGAUCAUUAUUAUGUAACUCCUGAAACGUUUCAACUUAAGAUAGAUAAAAUGAAUGUAAGGUUUUCAAAUCAAGAUGACAUAUUUUGGUUAAAGAUUAAAAAGCUUGGAUAUAGACACUUAAAAAGAGUGUUUAAAAAUGAUUCAAAUGAACAACAGCCAUUUACAAUGCUAAUAGCUGGUUAUGAUGGAACAAAUUUGACAAUGAAAUGCUUUUUAAAAGAUUUGGGAUUGGCUUUUACAGAUAAAAAUUAUAAUACUUUAACUUCUGAAGGAACCAGUAAAGAAAGUUUAGAUAAACAGAUUCAGGAAAGUUUAAAUUCUCUUCAGAAGUAUGUUGUUGUGACAAAUAUUGAACAGAUGACUUUAGAAACAGCAAGCAUAUUCAUGAACUAUGCUGAUGAACACAUUAUUAGUUCUCAAAUAAGUUUUCCAAAAUCUACUAUUAUUAUGACAGCUGAGAUGCCAUUUUCUUUUCCUGAAAACAAUGCAAAUUAUAACAGAAUAAAAGAAGAGGAGAAAGUCAUGAAAUAUUUUGUUAAUGAGAUCUGGGGCCAUGAUAAAAAUAAAGCUUUACCAUUAUGGUCUCGAAUCGGAAAUGUUGUGGUUUUAUUAAAACCUGAAAAUUGGGCAGACAAACAGUGCAGUUAAACAAUUUUUUACAUUUUUUUUGACUUUGUUAUUUAAUUUUUUGAAAUAAUUAUAAUAUAUAAUGCUACGUUAUAUAUAUAUUUUCUAAUAAUUUCUGAAUAGAAAAAAAUUAGCUAUAAUAUUUUUAUAUUUGUAAACCAAAUUUUAUUUAGUUGUUCAAGUAUCUGUUUCAUAAUUGUUUGAAUAUUUUUAAAGCAAUUUGCAAACACAAAAUUGAAUAUAAAAAUAAAAUUUAUAGUAAAAAAAUAUUAUAUUUUUUAGAAAUGAAUAAUAAAAUAAUUUUAAAAUA